GGGGGGCAGAGAAACUCAGAGAAAUAUGGUUGGAGGGUCUGCUGGAAGGGGUUUUGUUAAGACUGGACCUGAGAGUUGAGACUUGGCCAGCUUGGUUGCAGUGGACAAGAUGGUGAGAACUGAUCGCUGAAUUGGCUGAUUGUUGUGACCUUGGCCGUCUGCUGGAUGCCCAACCAGGUUCGGAGGAUCAUGGCCGCGGCCAAACCCAAGCACGACUGGACCAAGUCCUACUUCCGGGCAUACAUGAUCCUCCUCCCCUUCUCAGACACCUUCUUCUACCUGAGCUCCGUCGUCAACCCGCUUCUGUACAACGUGUCGUCGCAGCAGUUCCGCAGCGUGUUCGGGCAGGUGCUGCGCUGCCGCCUGACGCUGCCGCACGCCAACCAGGAGAAGCGCCUGCGCGCCCACGUGGCCUCCACCACGGACAGCGCCCGCUCCGCGCGCCGCCCGCUCAUCUUCCCCGCUGCCCGGCGCAGCAGUUCCUCUGCAAGAGCUAACAAGGUUUUCUUGAGCACUUUUCAUAGUGAGGCCAAGCCCGAGUCUAAGCCUCAGGAGCUGAGUUGCGAGUCACCAGAACCCAACUUGGAGACGAAACCAGCCAACCCUGCCACUGGGAAUGGUUUUCAGGAGCACGAAGUGUGACUGCUGAGGAAGGCAGGCUGGACUGCUAAGCAGCACUCCUUACACGAAAGCCAUGUUACCUUCACACGGCAGUGGUAUAAGAAACUGUGCUCCCAUCAGGGACAGGAGUGGAAGACCGGCCUGGGAAGAGCAGCCAGCCACUGAAGUGUCAGCUAAGAGCUGAUUCUGCCAGCCUGGCCUCAACUCUGAUUACAGAUGGGGCCAACUUGCAUCCCACCUCCUUCCUUCCUUCCUUCAAGGACACACCAAAAAUUCAAGCUCUAUGUAUUCAGAGCUCACAAGGAUUUUCUUUCUUUUUUUUUUACACUGAGCUCUCUGUUUCCAAAGGAACUAAAAGAACAGACUCCCCUCCCUACCCAGAAUAAAAGGACACCCAGAAGAAUCUCGGGGAGCAGGGGAGGGCAGGCCAGAAGAACAAUGCAGGAGGGGCUGACAUCUCCUUCCGUCUUCAGCAGUGUGCAGAGAAAAGGGCUAUCUUGAGGAGCAAGAUGGUGCUGGGAAGCCAUGGCCGAAGGGCCGAGGCAGAACUGCUCCUUUUCUUGGGCCGGGGCCCGUUGCAAAGAGGGGUGUUGCAGCAGCUGAUGCACACCGAGUUCAGUUUCCCUGGGGAGCAGAAGGACUGGUACCCAGCCGAGGCGAUGAGGCAGGCUGCCGACGACGCACACGACUUGCGGUACAUGAUUCCUGCAACACAGACCCAAAGGAGCGAGGUUAGCCUGCCUGCGCCGGCCAAAGGACUGCAGCGCCCCGAGUCUGAAGCCCAGGGACAGCACUUCCUGUUACUCCUCCCACAGCCCAGAACCUUGCUGGGUCCAGGAAGAUAGUCAAGGUUGUUUCCUUGAGCAUCCGAAAUCCACAACCUGUGCAGUGAAGAAGGCAGGCCUCAUUUCACUUGCUUUUGACAAUUUUUCUCAAGGCUAUUUGAGAUGCCAAUACCAGUGAAUAAAGAGCUGUUACUAUCAAAGUUCAUUUUUGUUUAAAGUCAGAAUUCACACUGUGUACUAGACAGAGCUUUUUAUUUACUUUUUUUGGUUUAAACUGUCUCAUGCCAGAGAGGCCGACAAGCUGAGCCUUAAGAUCUUAUCUGUUAUUACUUUAUAAGCGGCCACAGAGAUGGCUCACAGUGAUUUUUUUAUUAAAUCCUGAAUUCUCUCAAUAAAGACCAAAGCCCAGUGGGAAUAAAUGAGAUCCCUCUGAAGAGGCUCUGGGGGUUCAGUGAAGGAGGGGUCUGGCUAACAGUGUGCUGAGCACUGCCUUAGUCCAAGGGAAGUUUUGCCCUUAAAACAUGGCCAUUAGCCAAGUCAGCCCUACAUAGCCAACACUUAAUAACACAUACUGUGUGGGCACAUGGGUUUCUCAGUAAAACCGGGGGCCCAUCUUGAGCUCAUGUAUCAUGUUCAAAUUGUAGCAUACUUAUCCAGUUAGGGUGUCUUGGGUAAUUAUUUGACUUUAUAAAAAUGGGCAUUUGCUCAAGUAAUAGGUAAGCUUAUUAAAUACUUUCCUGGAUGCCAGGGAUGCUCCAGAUGGUGACUAGCUCAUUUACUACCUGCAACAACAUUACAAGGGAGGCCCCUAAUAUGAUGCCCAUUUAACAGAUGGGGAUGGCAAGGGAAAUUUAAUAACUUGUUCAAGUCACACUUCUAGAAAGCAGAGCAGCUGUGAUCUGAACCAAAGAUUCUGGUCCCAUGCUGUCAAAUCUGUAGCACUAUAUAUAGCAAAGAAGCCACCCAAGUUAAACACAAAAUGGUCUUGUAUCCCACAGCAGAGAAGACUGCUUGGAAAAUAGCUUUUGGUGGAUGUGUGUGGCUAUAUUUGUAUCAAUGACUUACUUUUCUUUUUGGACAUAACGAUGUCAUACUAAAGCUGGACCUCAGAGGGAAUGCCUUGUAUCCCCCUCAGAUACGAAGGGUAGCAAAUGGGCUACACACAGUCCACCAGUAGCCAGGGCUCCCCAUUCCCUGGGGUUCCCGGCAGGGAUGUCUGUUUGCAUCCCCCCUUUGAUUUGGGUCCCUCCCCCUUGAGAACUGCUACUCUGGAUGCUAGAGAAACAGUACACAAUUGAAGUGCCUAAAACUUCCAAGUGAGAGGUAAAGAAAUACUUGAGAUUUACAUUAAAACAUGCAAUUUUAUGUCA
Messenger RNA from Odocoileus virginianus texanus, 2776 nucleotides. The record is from RefSeq and is a predicted model, not a curated record. Lineage: Eukaryota; Metazoa; Chordata; Mammalia; Artiodactyla; Cervidae.